Messenger RNA from Electrophorus electricus (electric eel), 1956 nucleotides. RefSeq names its product NSFL1 (p97) cofactor (p47) (gene nsfl1c). Gene Ontology annotation, biological process: autophagosome assembly; proteasome-mediated ubiquitin-dependent protein catabolic process; membrane fusion. Gene Ontology annotation, molecular function: ubiquitin binding. Lineage: Eukaryota; Metazoa; Chordata; Actinopteri; Gymnotiformes; Gymnotidae. The record is from RefSeq and is a predicted model, not a curated record. Gene Ontology annotation, cellular component: nucleus; cytosol.
UCGGACGUUUCCACAGUUUGACAUAUCAAAAUGGCGAACCGGGAUGAAUUGGUGAGGGAGUUUGUUGCAGUUACCGAUGUUGAUGAAGAGAGGGCUCGGUUUUUCCUUGACUCGGCCGGGUGGGAUUUACAGCUUGCGCUUGCGAGUUUCUUCGAGGAUGGAGCAGAUGAUGAUAUUGUCACUCUUCCUCAGUCAGAAAGCGGCCCAGUGACUCGAUCGACAGGGCCGAGUGAACACAGAGUGACAUCCUUCAGAGACUUGAGGCAUGAAGAUGAAGAGGAGAGUGAUGAUGAAGGUCAGAGGUUCUUUGCUGGUGGUUCAGAACGCAGUGGACAGCAGAUUGUUGGCCCUCCCAAGAAGAAGAGCACGAACGAGGUGGUUGAGGACUUGUUCAAGGGUGCUAAGGAGCACGGGGCCGUCCCAGUAGACAGAGUUGGCAAGGGGCUAGGGGAACCUAGCAGGUCUAAGCCGUUUGUAGGAGGUGGAUAUCGGCUGGGCGCAGCCCCAGAGGAGGAGUCUGCUUACGUGGCUGGAGACAGGAGAGCCUCUGGUAGUUCACAAGACGUGCACGUGGUGCUGAAGCUGUGGAAGACUGGGUUCAGCCUUGACGAGGGCGACCUCAGAAACUACAGUGACCCCGGGAACGCCCUCUUUCUGGAGUCUAUCCGCAGGGGGGAGAUUCCCUUGGAGCUGAGGCAGCGUGCCCGGGGUGGGCAGGUAAACCUGGAUAUGGAGGACCAUCGGGAUGAGGACUUCUCUAGGCCCAAGCCUGCCUUUCGUGCUUUCACUGGAGAAGGACAGAAACUUGGCAGCGCCACUCCAGAGCUGGUAUCGGGCCCAAGAAUGAGUCCGCAGGAUCAGGCUGUGAGCGAGGCUCAGGCGAGCGCUUCCAUCAGCGUGGAUGACUCGCAGCCUGUCACCAACAUCCAGAUCAGGCUGGCCGACGGGGGCCGGCUGGUGCAGAAGUUCAACCACACCCACAGGGUUUCUGAUGUGCGUCAGUUUGUGGUGAGCGCUCGCCCAGCCAUGGCUGCAGCCGAGUUCGUUCUCAUGACGACCUUUCCCAACAAAGAGCUGAUGGAUGAGAGCCAGACACUGAAGGAGGCCAACCUGCUGAAUGCCGUGAUUGUGCAGCGGCUAAAGUGACGACGCCCUCCGGUGGCCUGCUUUUAUCACUGCACUCUUGAGCUUCCUCAUCGAUGGGAAACUCAUGGACUUGAGGACUUCUAACUACUUUUUUUGUUUGUUUUGUUUGUUUCUUUAGUGACAUUUUUCCUCUUCAGCAGUUUGUGGCAGUGGGUACAUCUGGAUUAACAGAAUGGGGUUGGGGAGAAUAAACUAGGUUCUGUGAAAUGCUUUAAGGGAAGGUGAGAGAAGCAGAUUGGAAGUUUAACAGCAUAUUUUACGGUUUGAAAAUACUGGGUGAACACUUAUCCAAAUUAAGAAAUAAAGAGCUUUCUAAAAAGUUUUGACAGGCUUUUACCUAAGUAUUUUGUGAAGCAAUUGUGCUGCUCUCCUUUUACCUCUUUAUCUUUCUCGGUUCUCCCGUGUAGUCCCUCUCUCACCAUAACCUUCGCUCUCACCAAACUCACUCUGUGCCAGUGCCAGUAGCCUUACAUCCCAGCACCCAGUCCAAUGGACCGUCACAUUCUACUACAGCUGUUGAAGACACAAAAGAAUUGCUUUUUCUUUCUAAAGAUUACUUUUUUACUUUGAGGGUUAUGAAUUUUAGCACUGCAGUGUCUAAUUUUGAUGGGACAUGCCAUAUUGAUUUCUUUUUUUUCCUCCAAUUAUAUGCUAGCAAGAUAACAUUAGGUGGUUUUGAGACAUUUUUGGACACUAUUGCUGGUUAAAAUAUUGGCAGACAUCUUGCAUCAAGUUCCUGUAGAAACUGGAGGAAGUGCGUGAUGUGGAGCUAAAGUAAACCUGUAAUUAAAAUCUCUCUGUCUGCUGUUG